AUGCAACCAAAAGAGAACAACGGUAAUAAUAAUAAUAAUAAUAGUAAUAUGGAUGCCAUAGGGUUGCUACCUUCGGAAAAGUUAUUUUUUUUUGAAAAAAGAUUUAAUUACUAUUUAAAGACAUAUAUGAAUGGAAAUUUGGCUAUGAAAGGGCCACUUGAACAACUUGCAAUACAAAUAAAUUCAUUUAGAAAUAUAUUAAUAACAAAAAAUAAUAAUAAUAAUACAACUGAUAAUGUAUUGGAUGAUUCAUGGAAUGACAAAUCUUAUAAUUUAAUAGUUAGUUGCUUAAAAGAAUGGUUGGUCGAAAAAUAUAACAAAGAUGUCAAAGAUGCAGAUAAAUUUCAAUCAUUUUAUUAUGAAAACUUUGUGUCGGAUACAAGCCCAUUAAUGUUAAUUAGCAAGGGACCAAUAUCUGGAAUUAUUAAAGAAAGAUUAAAGGUUAUAAAUUAUUCAAUGGAAUCCUUUGGUAAAUUACUUUUUUUCAAGACUAUACUAAACAUGGACAAUUUAAAAAUAAGAAAAUAUAUAGUUGAACUUUUCCAAAAAACAACACAAAUAUCGACAACUAAUAACUCUAUUGAUUUCAAAAAAACCGAUACACUUCUCCAAGAUUUUUUAACUUAUGGAAUACAAUUCAUGAUCCAAGAGAAUAGUACUGAUUUAUUUUUGUUUAUGCACGAACUUCUUAGAGAUUUAUUGUCAACUGAAUUUGAAUUUACUGACAAACUAUGGGAAAAACCGUGUAUUAAAAAUGAAGUUGAUAUUGCAAAUCAAGACAAAGUAAACGUUUUAUAUCUACUUAUCAAGGCAUAUAAUACACUAAAAAAACGUUCCUUUGGAUUUUCUCAACUUUUCCGGGCUCAAGUUUUAAAACGGCUCCAAUUAGAUAAUACGUCAAGUGAUAUGUUGCGCUCUAUUCUAUUGAUUAAUGGACCCAUGACUAACUCUGCGGAAAAGAGCAUUGAGUCAUAUGUUACUUUUUUGGUUUCGACAAAUGAGGAUGGAAUUUUACAUUUACAUUUUAGGAAUUUAUUUAUUGAUGAAAUUCAAUCUAUUAAGCGUUGUAACGAAAGUUUUGUGGUUAGUUUUGUUAGAGUAUCUAACUUAAAACAAAGCUAUGCUACUAUUUUAAAAAUUUUGCGCCGUGUUCAGCAUAAAUUACAUUCUGAGAACAACGAACAACUAACUGCUCGUUUAAGUUUUUCAGCGGAUAAAGAUUGUGUUGAGUGCUUGGAACUAAGUCCAGGGACUUUACAUGAUCUAGUUUUAAAGAAUUUGAGUCAAAUUUUCAAAUAUCAAUACCAACAUAACAACCCGAAAUAUGGAGAAGAAUUUAUUCAUGCUGUAAUGCACUGUUCCUUUGAAAAUUUUAACGACCAUAACGAACAGUUUAUUAUUUCGUAUUUUGAAAAAUAUUUAUUCAAAAGGCUCAUGAAAGACGAGAAUAUGAAACUAUAUGAUUACUUAAACAAAGAAAUUGAUUCUUUGGAUAAAACUUCUGAAAAUUUUUUUAUUCAUAAAUAUAUUAACGAUUCCAGGUAUGCAGACCAUGAAUCGUUUACUAGAAGGUGGAAAUCUAUUAAAAAAAUUGUUUUGGAUGGAAAUAUUGGGGGUGCUUAUUUAUUAGCACAACUUUCCUUUCCUAAAUCAUUGAUGAAUGAAAUUGGACAAGAAAUCCAGCCCAAAAUACCGACUGAUUUGGAUGCAUAUUUGGAAAUUUUGAAAAGGAAAAUGACUACCGAAGAUAUGAAGGAUAAAAAAAUAAAAUAUGCUUAUAGCCUACAAAGCGGGGUGAUUUCAACACCGUUUUUUAAUCCCAAAAAACCAGGUACAUAUUUAGAUUUUAAUGUCAAUUUAUUGCAAUACAGUGUCUUGGAUUGUUUUAAUGACAAGGACGAGAUUUCCUUGGAAGAUAUUUGUAGACAAGUUAAAUUGCCAUUAGGAAAAAUAAAUUCUGCUAUAGUUUCACUAGUUUUGUCUGGCGUUUUGCUAAAUUAUGUCAAUCAAGAAAAUGUCGUGCUUUUAAGAUUAAACAUAGAAGGUUUCAACCCUGACUUAGCAAAAAUAUCAGAAACUGGUGUCUUUAGGAUACCUUAUCUAUCCGAAUCUAAGGUAGCCAAGCAUAAUAAGAAACGUGUUAAGAUUUAG
Molecule: messenger RNA, 2151 nt
Organism: Saccharomycodes ludwigii
Lineage: Eukaryota; Fungi; Ascomycota; Saccharomycetes; Saccharomycodales; Saccharomycodaceae
Exons: 1
Coding region: 1-2151 (716 amino acids)
Source: RefSeq, a predicted model, not a curated record